AUGAACUUGAUAUCGGUUACCAAUGGGAGCAUUGUUUUCAAUAGGAACAAGACCUUGAUAAUGAGAAACAUCUCUACUGGUACAAUAGAGAAGAUGGAUGCACCAAACUGGAUAUCCUUCAUGUCCGGGAAAUAUUUGGUUGAUGGAGAAAAAAACUUAUAUGUUAUUGACGGAACUACGCUAAAGAAUGUCCUGAAGCUCAACAGAAGCAUUUUUUGCCUGGUGGAAUAUGGAGAUGAGGUGUAUGUGGCAGAUAGAUUUGGGGAUGUUUACAGAAUUGGAGAUGGAGGAUGCGAAUAUGUGCUUGGGACUUUAUCGUAUCUAACAGGAAUGGCAAUACACAAUGGGAGGAUCUUGCUCAGCGACAAGUACGGAAGGAUCCGUAUCAGUGGGAUGAAUGGGAAAAUAUUGGGGUAUAGGUUCGGCUGCGGGUCUGUAGUAUCUCUGGAAUGUGUUAAUGGGGCUCUGGUUUCAAUAAGCACCAAGAGAAUAGUUCUGUAUGACAGCGAAUAUUCCCCAAGCCAUAUAUAUGAAUUUCCAGAAGGUACAAGUGCUCUAAAGGCCAUGGGAAAGGGAGAGAACGAACUCGUAGUUAUCUGCUCGAACACCCACCUCCUGUUCAGUAUAGGAGACAAAAUCGAUCUCGUUUCCUGCACGGAAGAGACUAUUAUUGAUGGUGUUUGCAGCGGGUCUGCUUUUUACAAGGUACUCCCAAACUUCACAAUUGUGGAUGACAAGCAGAAAGUCUUCUAUGAAUAA
Molecule: messenger RNA, 759 nt
Organism: Encephalitozoon hellem ATCC 50504
Lineage: Eukaryota; Fungi; Microsporidia; Unikaryonidae
Exons: 1
Coding region: 1-759 (252 amino acids)
Source: RefSeq, a predicted model, not a curated record